Schizophyllum commune H4-8 is the source of this 1144-nucleotide messenger RNA. Its product is annotated as SH3-domain-containing protein. The coding region runs from base 72 to 899 and encodes 275 amino acids. Gene Ontology annotation, molecular function: protein binding. NCBI's taxonomy places the organism in Eukaryota, Fungi, Basidiomycota, Agaricomycetes, Agaricales, Schizophyllaceae. The record is from RefSeq and is a predicted model, not a curated record. The transcript is spliced from 4 exons.
CCUCAUCUUACGGUCGUUGCACGGCCUCGUAACUUGCUUCUAACCUUCAUCUCCAUCUACUAUCCUUCACGAUGACGGCCUCCACCGACGCUCUCUCGCUGCUCAUCCAGCAGACUCGCCAGAACGUCGAGCUUCUCAUCGCAAACAACAAGAUCUCCGCCCUGGAUGGCAGAGAUAUCCUGGCGAAGCUGCCCACGGGCAACGUUGACGACGCUCUGGCGCGCAGUGUAGAGAGCCUAUCUGUGUCCCCAGCACCUACCAUGCCCUCCAUGCCUACUAUGCAGGCACACAGCUACCCGCCGCCUCCAAGCAGUACGCCCUAUUCGCCCCCGCCCGCCGCGCCACCGGCGCCGAAGACACAGCAAGCGCGGGCCUUGUGGGGCUACAACGAGGAUGGCAAGGACGCUAACGACCUCACCUUCUCCGCCGGAGAGACCAUCGACAUCGUCGAAGAGACUAAUGCGGACUGGUGGACCGGCCGUGCCCGCGGGAAGCAAGGCCUCUUCCCCUCCAACUACGUUGAGAAGAUCGGCGCUCCCUCCCCCGCGCCACCUUCAGCAUACAAGAGCGCCUCGCCAACUCUCUACAACAAUGCUUCGCCCGCGUCUUAUAAUAACCCAUCGCCCGCUCCUUACAAAGCACCGCCUUACCAGCCCUCCUAUCAGCCCACGUACCAAGCCCCGCCCCCUGGGCCGCCGCCGCAGGCGCAGUACAUGCCCUACAACGCUGGCUCGGUCUCGAUGCAAGCUCCCCCGCCGCAACAGCCGCCCGCGGAAGAGCCCAAGAAGAGCAAGUUUGGCGGGAAGCUCGGGAACACGCUCGCCCACUCCGCUGUCGGCGGUGUUGGUUUCGGUGCUGGUUCGGCUGUCGGAAGUGGUAUCAUCAACUCUAUCUUCUGAACAUCUCGCAUCAUCUAUGCAUAAAGCAUCCACGUCGUUCCUUCGGACAUCUAGACACAUAUAAUUGCUCUGCUCUGCUUCCGGAUAAUUGACUGUUUGUCUUGCUAGAAACACCAGUCGCUGUCUGUAACCUAUACCGCAAAGGCCGAUGUCUUUCGAGGAAGCCGAGAUUCUGUCUCUAUCUAUCCGUCAUCGCUUUCAGGCGACGCUACCGCGCCGCAAGAGCUACGGGACUUGCUCACGUC